AUGUAUUCUGUGACUACUAGUGUUGAGGGUGACUGUUACCUGUGUGUACCGCCUGACCCGGGCAUUGAAGCUGCUGCUCUAGGUGCUAGUGCGUCUGCUGCCCCAGGUGCCAAUGCGUCUGCUGCCCUAGGUGCCAGUGCGUCUGGUGCCCCAGGUGCUGGUGAGUCAGCUCUCUCAGGUACUUUGUCGGCUCAGGCCUUCCACACCUUCACCCUUGACUCGGGUGCGUCCCGCUCCUUCUUUCGAGACCGCACCACUCUUACGCCGCUCAGUCGGCCGGUUGCAGUCUCCCUGGCGGACCCCUCUGGAGGUCCUGUCCUUGCUAGCUUCUCCACUGUCUUACCGUGCCCGGCAACCCCCUCUGGCACCCUGUCAGGUCUCUACCUUCCCUCGUUCUCUACGAACUUGGUGAGUGGAGCGGACCUACAGGAUAGGGGGGUUGACCAGUUCACUCCUGCGAGUCAGCGAGUGACCCACUGCACGUGUGCUCGGACAGGCCGACACUUGGCCACGUUCACCCGUCGGCCAGGGUCGAGCCUCUACACCCUUACUACUGAGUCUCCUCCGGCUGCUGAGUCUGCCCAGGUAGCUGCGUCGAGUCAGGUGUUUACUGCAGCGUCCAGGUAG
Molecule: messenger RNA, 627 nt
Organism: Closterium sp. NIES-65
Lineage: Eukaryota; Viridiplantae; Streptophyta; Zygnematophyceae; Desmidiales; Closteriaceae
Source: the annotation of a GenBank genome assembly